This is a messenger RNA of Chaetomium strumarium, 698 nucleotides long. RefSeq lists its product as uncharacterized. NCBI's taxonomy places the organism in Eukaryota, Fungi, Ascomycota, Sordariomycetes, Sordariales, Chaetomiaceae. The transcript is spliced from 2 exons. The record is from RefSeq and is a predicted model, not a curated record. Bases 17 to 382 code for a protein of 121 amino acids.
CACGGCUUGGUCUGAUAUGAGGAAAGAGCGACUUGACAGUUGUUUGACCCAAAGUUUGUUUCUCGUGCGAUUUCGUGGGGUUCCAGGCCAUCCAAGCUUGACACUAACUUCACACCUACCACACUCUCUUCCAUUCCAUAAGAGUCCGACACUCAGAAAACUUCACUCUCAGGUUGGCUUUGACUCAUUCCAACUGAAAAGCAACACUCCUAAGAUGCGUGCUACCGCCUUCCUCGUUUCCUUCUUGGUGGCCCUAGCCACCGCCGCUCCAGAGAUGACGAUGGAAAAGCGCACGGAGCGCAUCGUCUGUGACUGCGAUGAGGACAUGUGCAGGGGACCACCUUGCUGCGACAACGGCACCUGCUGGCAGUCGAUUUCUUAGUCAACUCUAUGCGGAAAGGAACCGCGGUAGACACUUCGGCUGGUGAUAAGGUCGUUUUUCACGAGGGUCGCAGAGUAGGAGGUUCGAUAAAGCAAGAAGCUCAAUGGCUCGGAGUCGAAGGAUAAAGAACACAUGGGAGAAUCAUCGACCGAGAUAGUAUCCAGACGACGAGCAAUAUCAAUGGAAAGGCGAGGCCAGUUGAGGGAAGUGUUUAAGAAGCUGCAAGACGGAAAGAAUCAACAGGAACUGGAGCAAGCAAUAGCUUGAGAGAUUGGGAAAAUCACCAGCAAUCACCGGCUGAAUCACGAAGUUUUAC